AUGAAAACUAGUAAUUGUGUUAAUAUAUUGGUUGGAAAUGUGGGACUAUGUAAUCGUCUUAGUGCUCAUUAUCUCAAGGAAAUGGCUUCAAAAUGUGAUAUAAUAUGUGUAAAUCACAAUUUUGAAGAAUCUGAUUUAAAUUCUAUUUUAAGAAUUGGGAAUUCAAAAAACUUUAGAAAGUAUGAGGAGUUUCACAAAACUGGCCCGACUUUAUUUACACCUUUCUUUAACAAAAUAAUAAGAUUCUUCAAAAUUGAUCUAAAUAAUAUGUUUUUAUGGUACUCGUAUCUUCGUGGUAAUGUCUAUCUAGAAAACAGGUCUAAAAUAAGAUUUGAGGUCUCUGAUAAUUAUAAUCUUAAGAAGCAAAGUAUUAUUUUUUGGGAAUUUGAUGUGAAAGGUAGUUUCUCAAAUUUUAAAAGAUUAAUUCUUGCAAAUGUCAACUUCACUUAUUUCUACUCUAUUAAUAAACAGAUAUCUUGUAUUAAAUCUUUAAGAUAUUCCAUAAAAGAGAUUAUCUGGAAGAAUUUUAUUAGCGAGCUAAUUUUCAAUCCUCAAAUCGAAUUUGAUAAGAUAGAAAAUAAUCUAAUCACUAUAAACUUCCAUAACAUAAUUUCAUUCAUGAUUUGUGGUCAAUUCUCCAAUUCAAAUUUAUCAAAAGAUUUUUUGACUCUUCUUGGGCAUGGGGAACUUAUUUCAUUAGACAAUAAUUGCUCGCAAUUUUAUAACUCCAAUUUCAACAAUUAUCUCCUUAAAAGUUUAACAUUUUCACGAGAAGAUUUUCUAUACUUCAUUUCAGUAUUUCCAGUCAGUAAAGUUGUUGGACCUGAUUUUAACAAUUAUUUUAUUCCAGAUACUUUUCUAAAUAUUUUUGAUUUACACCAUUUAAACUCUAAUUCUUUAUCUAAUAUCAACAACACUCAUUCCAGUAAAAGUUCCAGCCUAAAAUUUACAAAAUUCAUUUUUUAUGAUGAUGUAAAUGUCACUAAAACUUCCACAGAUCUGAGAAAUGAUACUCAUCUGCAGAUUAUCUCUUUUUAG
Cryptosporidium ubiquitum is the source of this 1038-nucleotide messenger RNA. RefSeq lists its product as uncharacterized. The transcript has a single exon. Lineage: Eukaryota; Apicomplexa; Conoidasida; Eucoccidiorida; Cryptosporidiidae. The coding region runs from base 1 to 1038 and encodes 345 amino acids. The record is from RefSeq and is a predicted model, not a curated record.